Molecule: messenger RNA, 1301 nt
Organism: Helianthus annuus (common sunflower)
Lineage: Eukaryota; Viridiplantae; Streptophyta; Magnoliopsida; Asterales; Asteraceae
Product: protein SICKLE
Exons: 3
Coding region: 176-1120 (314 amino acids)
Biological process (GO): miRNA processing; mRNA splicing, via spliceosome
Source: RefSeq, a predicted model, not a curated record
CUACCAAAACUAAAGCAGCCGUAUCUAUCCUGUUCGCUCCUCCUCAUCUUCUAAACCUAAAAAACAAACAGGCGACUGACAGAUCUUCUUUCAUUAUACGAUUCAGCAGGGAGGGAGGGAGGGAAGGUUAGGUUCAAUCAGCCAGCAAGAAGGAUAAUUAUUCAGAGCAAGAUCAAUGGAAGAGUCAACUCAGAGGAGAGAAAGACUAAAACUUAUGAGAUUGGAAGCUUCGCAAGAGGCCGCUGCUGCUGCAACUUAUAAUGAUGAUGAUCCUUCCACUACUAGUCUCUCAAAUCCAUUUCUUCAAUCCACAACCAACCCUGAAAGUCAGGCCCUGCAGUCAGUUUCGCAGAGCUUCAAUUAUUACACCAACCCCAUGGCAGCAUUUUCUGGGAGCCGCCAGCCCAGACCUCAAAGGUCACAAAUCAACGAAACAUUACCCUCACCGCCUCUUCAACCUCAUAUAAACCGCAUGCCAAAUCCGCAAAUGCAGCAACCACAAGGACAAUAUGCGAACCCUCAUUAUGCCAAUUUCUCCAGCCCGAGUUGGAAUGCCAAUAGUCCUCACGCGGGAGCUUAUCGUGGCCCAGGAAGUGUUGGAUUUCCUAGCCCUCAAACCCACUUCACGAGUAGUCCAAGCCAUGGUUCAGGACAAGGCAGCUACCCUAGUCCCCGUUUCACCAACCACCCAGGUCAUGGUCCAGGACGCGGCUACCAUAGUCCUGGACCCAACUUCAUGAAUAGCCCCAACCAUGGAUCAGGUCAAGGAGGGUACCCUAGCUCUGGUCCUAAUCAAGGCAGAGGGCACUGGUCUGGGAGAGGGAUGGGUCGUGGGUCAGGACAGGGUAGGGGGCGAGGACGGGGUGGGAACCAUAAUGAUAUAUCGGCAGAAGAUCGGCCUGAUCGUUUCUUUAACAAGUCAAUGGUGGAAGACCCGUGGAAGUUUCUAGAACCUGUAAUUUGGAAGUCACACAAGAAACAAUGGCUUCCUCAGUCUCUUGGUGCAAAAAAACCUCGAGUCUUGGAAUCUCCUAAGCAAUCUAGUUCUCAACCGAGCCUUGCGGAAAUCUUGGCUGCAUCGUUUAAUGAAGCUACAGACGAUGAACCAAAUGCCGGAUGAUUUGUUUGGAUUUGUUUAUGGGACCUUAAAGUGAUUGUCUCAUGGGUUAAACUUGUAUCAUUUUUCUAGUUUAUAGCUUUUCCUUUCCUUUCCUUUCCUUUUUUAUUUUCUAGUUUGUAACUUAAAGCUCCAGAUUUGGUUUUAUAUGGUCGUUUAUUUUAGCAGCUACAAGUUAAAAUAA